CACCACCGCUCGCAGUGUUUGCAGAGCUGGAUCUAGCUAUCUAACAAUGCUGUGCGGGUCCGGGGAGAAGCUCUGGGAGGUUACACGGCUGGAGGAGGUGUAAGGGCUGGGUGUGAAUCAGCUCGUGUGUGCUCCGGGUCGUCUGUACGGUCCGUGAUCUGCGGCGGAUCUGUGCGGAGACGUGGAUCUGCUGCUGCUGCAGCGGAGCUCCUUCUUCACACACCGGGGUUGGACUCUGGAUUAAAGGCAUGGUAGAUGGUCCUUAGUCCUUCAGCCAGCAGUUGGCCAGAGGCCUUAUCAUAGCCCCCAUUCCUGGGGGUCCUACUGUGCAGAAGAACGACUCGGACAAACAUAAUGACACACAAGAAAAUGCACAUGAGCUAUGUCCUCAGCUGGGAUUUCAGCAAGGGGCACUCUGUUCUUGCCACUGUCAAAGGCCCCUUUUAUACCCUUGGAUAGUUCUGGAGUGGACUUACGUAACACAGAGCAAAACGGCAUUAUGUGUGGACCAUAUGCUCUUGAAAAUGAAGUUUUCUUUUAUUUGAAACCAAAGUGAAGGUCUAGAUUUAUUAUUUUUUCAAUGUGUUAAUGUAAUACAAAGCAAGAAAUGAUCCGUUUUCUGUUGACCUGUGCAUACACAGUGCAGGCAAAAUUGCAUUAUGGCUGCUGAAUCUCUCCAACAACUUAAUUUACCUGUUUGGUGUGGUGGAGAGUGACAUUUGGACGAUGCAGCGUAACGGAGGCGUCGUGGGGAAUGGCAGCCAGUCGUGGGUGCUUCGGCGGGUCCGGCUGACUUGGCUCAGCUUCAUGCUCUUCUUCAUCUUGGUCUUCUUCCCACUCAUUGCACACUACUACCUCACCACGAUUGAUGAGGCAGUGGGGCCAGACAAACGCAUAUUUGGCCCGAGGCCAGGUGGUGAACUGUGCGAAGCAAAGCAUGUCCAAGAUCUGUGUCGGAUUCGGGAAUCUGUGAGUGAAGAGUUGCUUCAGCUGGAAGCCAAGCGGCAGGAGCUCAACGGUGAGAUAGCACGUCUUAACCUGCGCAUCGAAGCCUGUAAGCGCAGUAUCGACAGUGCCAAACAGGACUUACUACAACUCAAAAAUGUCAUCAGCCAGACAGAACACUCUUAUAAGGAACUCAUGGCACAAAACCAGCCAAAAUUAUCAUUGCCAGUCAGAUUAUUACCAGACAAAGAUGACCCAGGACUCCCCCCACCAAGGUCCGUACAGUCCUGCCGCUUGCACACCUGUUUUGAUUACGCCCGGUGUCCACUUACAUCCGGGUUUCCGGUCUAUGUGUAUGAUACAGGGUCGUAUCCUUGGGGUGAAUAUAUUGACCCAUUGGUCAAACAAGCGUUUGCAUCAUCUGUUAAGAGUAGUGUCUACGUUACUGACAAUCCAAGUAUUGCAUGUCUGUAUGUGGUGCUUGUUGGAGAGAUACUGGACUCCUCACCAUCUCCUCCUCCUUCCCCCUUAGACCUAGAAAAGCAGCUAAAGGCAUUGCCGUACUGGAGGUUGGAUGGUCAUAAUCACCUGCUUAUCCACCUGUCGAGAAAGUCCUUAACUCAGAACUUCUUGUACAAUGUAAGCACAGGCCGAGCAGCCGUAGCACAAUCUACCUUUCUGGAGCGACAGUACCGGGAAGGCUUUGACCUGGUGGUGUCUCCCCUGGUCCAUGCUCUUUCUGAGCCAAACUUUUUGGAGGUGCCUCCUCAGGUCCCAGUGAAGAGGAAGUAUCUCUUCACCUUUCAGGGAGAAAAAGUGGAAUCCCUGAGGAGCAGUUUGUUGGAAGCACCUCCACAGUCCUUUGAAGAAGAAAUGGAAGGAGACCCGCCUGCCGAUUAUGACGACCGCAUUAUUGGCACCCUCAAAGCUGUGCAGGACAGCCACCUAGACCAGGUACUUGUAGAGUUUACCUGCAAAAACCGACCAAAGCCCAGCUUGCCAACUGAGUGGGCUUUGUGUGGGGAAAAGGAGGAUCGGUUAGAGGUACUGAAAGCGUCCACGUUUGCCUUGGUGAUCUCUCCAGGUGAUGGACAAGUCGUGGCAUCUGCAGGGGUCAACAUGCGUCUUUUUGAGGCGCUAGAAGUUGGGGCAAUCCCUGUGGUGCUCGGCGACCACUCAAAGUUGCCAUAUCAUCAGCUUAUUCGGUGGAGUGAGGCAGCUAUUAUGGUGCCCAAGCCUCGAAUAACAGAGUUACACUUUCUUCUGCGCAGUCUCUCGGAUAAUGACUUGCUGGCCAUGCGACGUCAGGGACGAUUCUUAUGGGAGACGUACUUUUCCACCUCUGAGAGUAUCUUUAACACCAUACUGGCUAGUGUCCGAACUAGCAUUCAGAUACCAGCAGCCCCUAUUAAGGAAGAACCUGCCCAGGAGAUUCCCCACAAGGCUGGGAAGAUGGCAGGAACAGAUGCAAAUUUGGCCGACAACGGUGACCUGGAUCUUGGACCAGUAGAGACAGAGCCACCUUAUGCUUCACCAAGGUAUUUGCGCAAUUUCACAUACACGGUAUCGGAUGUCUAUCGAACCUGGAAUCGAGCCCCUGGACCAUUCCAUCUGUUCCCCCACACUCCGCUGGACCCCGUUCUUCCUUCUGAGGCAAAGUUCCUUGGCUCAGGAACUGGAUUCCGUCCCAUUGGUGGAGGUUCUGGGGGCUCUGGAAAGGAGUUUCAAGCAGCGCUUGGAGGAAAUGUCCCACGAGAGCAGUUCACAGUGGUCAUGCUGACAUACGAGCGAGAGGAGGUACUCAUGAACUCCCUGGAGAGACUGAAUGGCCUUCCCUAUCUCAACAAGGUGGUGGUAGUCUGGAAUUCCCCCAAACCACCCUCAGAUGACCUCCUCUGGCCAGACAUUGGGUUGCCAAUUGUGGUGGUGCGGACAGAGAAGAACAGCUUGAACAAUCGUUUCCUUCCCUGGGACGCGGUGGAGACUGAAGCCAUCUUGUCCAUUGAUGACGAUGCUCACCUUCGACAUGAUGAAAUUAUGUUUGGGUUCAGGGUGUGGCGUGAAGCCAGGGACCGUAUUGUGGGUUUUCCAGGGAGGUUUCAUGCCUGGGACCUAAACCACCAGUCCUGGCUCUACAACUCCAACUACUCCUGCGAACUGUCCAUGGUGCUGACGGGCGCCGCGUUUUUCCACAAGUACUAUGCCUACCUGUAUUCCUACGUGAUGCCCCAGGCCAUCCGGGACAUGGUGGACGAGUACAUCAACUGUGAGGACAUCGCCAUGAACUUCCUGGUGUCACAUAUCACCCGCAAGCCCCCGAUCAAGGUGACGUCUCGCUGGACCUUCCGCUGUCCCGGCUGCCCGCAGGCCCUCUCACACGACGACUCGCACUUCCACGAGCGCCACAAGUGCAUCAACUUCUUUGUGAAGGUGUAUGGGUACAUGCCACUGCUCUACACGCAGUUCCGGGUGGACUCUGUGCUGUUUAAGACACGACUUCCACACGACAAGACAAAGUGCUUCAAGUUCAUUUAGCAGCAGCGGGUGGGAGGAAGCACAAACAGACUGGGAGUGUAAGAGUAAACUGGGCAGCUCUGUGGGCAGCUCUUAGCCAGCAGGACCUUUCAUCAUUACAGACUGUACGGAUUUUUAUUUUUUCUUUCGUUCACCUGAAACUUGACGGGCUUCAAGCUGAGGGAGAACUGAUGAACUAAUACAGAAAAAAGCCUUUUAUUUGUUUUGAAUCAUUUAUGUGUGUACGAGUGUGUGUGUGUACGGGUGUGUGUGUGUACGGGUGUGUAUGUGUGACCCAUCAGCAACCACUACUGGUCUCAUUUGCACCACUCUCUGACAGUCCCUGGGAAAAAGAACAAAGGCGAUUGGGAGAAAUGAAUGCACAGUUUUAUUUCAAGGACACUUUAACGGAUCUCAAACCUAACAUUUGAGCUUUACAACUGACAGACUGGCCGGACAUGCGGUCAGGGGACAAAAAAUACAAAAAAAAAAACAACUCUGGGCAGAUGGUCACCUCUCCUCUGAGAGCUUUCCCAGAGAGUUGUGGGAGAACUGGGUGAGGGGGGUGGGGGGGCAAAGGCGUUCUUGUGUCGUUGCACUCUUUUAUUUUUGACUCAUUUUGCAUUUAUAUUAUAUUAUAUAUAUAUAUAUAUAUAUUCUCUUGUAAAUGAAAAAAGCACUGAUGGUCACGGAAAUUUUAUUUGUGCGUGUUUUGUGUGCAAGCGAAAAAGAGACUGUGGAGAUGGUGGAGUUUAGAAACAUGGAUUUUACAGUAGGGCUGCAAUACAGAUCACUAUGAGUGAAAUACCAGAAUCGUAAAUAUAAUACAUGUUGUAAUUAUAAUACACAUGUUGUCUAGCUAGAUAUUAAAAUACAUCGGUUAAUGAAUUCUGUGACAGGUUAGAUUGGCUGGUAUUACCUAAUUUUUCACACUGCGGGGUGAUUUUUAAGAGACACUAUUAGGAACUUCUAAUUCAGCAGGUCUUGCCGCUGGGUGGUGGUGGGAGGUAGCUAACUAAGUUAAGUAAAGCUAAGUUAAGUAAACAAAACUGUAAUAAAAUAGACUUUCUUUUAAAGUAAAACGAGCGCUGGAUGUAAAUCUACACAGAUUUCUCUACUGAAAAAUAUUUUUAGUGAGUAAAGUGCUUCCGUUUCUUUACAGUAAGCUUAAUAGCGGUUAGAGGGUGAUGCUAAUGCUGCUCCAGUAGUGCUAGCCGGGUUAGAAGCAGGCUGGGAAAAUUAAAGGAUUUUAAGUGCGCCUUCUAGUGAGAAAAAUACGAUAUUUUGACCAAAAUAAUUUUAUACCUUUUUUUUUUUUAAAGGAGAAUUUGAUAAAGACUGAAUGUGUAAUACAGUAGUUUGAAUGCAAACAUUGAUUUAGAGUGAGGGUUUGGUGUGAAUUGGUUUACUGUAGAGCAGGCAUGUCCAAAUCUUACCCACAUUGGGUCGGUAUGGCUGCAAGUUUUCAUUCUAAGCACACCUGCUGAUCAUGGGCUUUUUCUUGACUGGAUUGAAAACCUGCAGCCACACAGAUCCUUUGCAAAUCAAAUGGACACCCCUGCUCUAGAGAAAUUGACUUUUUAGGUAUGUAUUUACAAUCCAAAACUAACAGUGAAGCUACAUGUGUUGUCUUCAAAUUAAUGAUUUAAAAAUAGUGUCAGAUCUGGAAAUUAAAGUCCCUGUUUACACCUGAUCACUUCAUGCAUCUUGAGUAUAAUCAGGAUUAUAAGUGGCUAGAUGGCGCUUUCUGAUCACAUUACACACAAGGUGAUGUUGAUCAGCACAGGCGUCUGUUUGCUGUUGUAUCAGAGCUGGGUUGCUGCCGCUUUUCUCACAGCGUGCUGCAUCAAUGCAAUUGUGAACACACCUAAAACGCAUUUAAAACGAAAUUUAAAACCGAUACCACUUCAGGAUAAGACCACAUUUAGACAAACAAAACUCUUCCCCAUGCAAUAUUACAUGGACAGCCAUUCACCAAAUUUAAGUAAUGGACAAAGGCAUGUAAAAUCGCUUAUUUUGAGAAGGCACCCAUCUUGAGCAAAGCACAGGAAGAUGCUGAAUGGAUAAACAUCUGGUUUCUGCAUUUGCCAUGCUUUUUCUGGGUGGCUAAAAGGCAAUCUCUUUUCUCUUAUCGCUCAGAAGGUAAUGAUGGUGAGCACAGGCUUUUGGUAGGUGCUGUAUUAGAUCCAAGCCACUGAGCUUUCCUCAGCAUGCACUGGCUACCAAGUGAUGCUGCAUCAACGACAGCUUAAAAUGGGUGGUAGCUGAAUUGUAUGAUAUGUAUCAGUGGAGGCAUGUUCUAGUCUUCACCCUCCUAGUGUUGGAGGCAUUAUACUGAUAGGGGAGGCUGGGUAAUUGGUCUUCCAAAUUGGGGAGAAAAUGGGGUAAAAUUAGAAGAAAAAAAAAAUCUUUCAGGCGUCGGGCAGUGCAAGAAAGCUUUUAAAAGCAGUAAACACCUCAGUGUUAUUGAAUUAAAUUGAAAUCUGAACAAAUUGUGGCUCAGUAUGUCUUGAAGUUUCGGUAGAACUGAGAUGUUCACACCAAACCCUGCAAACUCUCCUGCAUUUCCCCUAAAUGUCACCCUUCCAUUCUCCUGAAACUGUAAUUAGUGAAGAUGCUCCAAACCUAUGUUGUGUGUAUUGCAGUCUUCUGUGAAAUCAGUGUUUCUAAAGGUAUCUCAAUAACGAUUGUCAUGUGAUCUAUUGUUAUGCAGCCCUAAUUUAAACCUCCAGGAUUCAGUGUUGAGCUCACUAGAUUUUGCAAAACAAGAGAGAAAAUAAUCGUUUCCUGAAGUCCUCCCAGCCCAGCCAUCGUCCUUACACAGCAGAGCGGGUGAUAACGACUUUCUGACUGCUUCCUCUGCUCUGUAAUGAUGAUCAUUAGGCUGGGAAAUGCUCCAGCAGUCCGGUUUGUAUGAGUGUGAGAGUGUAGGUUGGAGUACAGUGGUCGUACGCUCGAGUGAAAGGGAUCUGUGACCUGAUCUUACAGCUUUAGAAACAGAGAGAGAGAGAGAAAGAACUACAGUAAAUGCUGAAGUUAACUGUCAUUAAUGGAGCGGUUCAGUCCAUAGUGCUGCUAAUGAUGCUCAUAAUGAAGGACAGUGAGAAGAUAUGAAAUACUAGGGCUGCUCAAUGUUACCAAAAUCAUAUCGAUAUACAGUAUAUCAGCUUCAGACUGAUGCUUAGAUUUGAUGCAUUUAUGAUACACUACUGUUCAAAAGUUUGAUAACGAUCACUUUAGUAUUUUUGGUUUUGAUUAUUUUAUGUUUAAGCAAUAAUACACUUGAGGUUGGUGCUAUAAUUGUAAUAUUGGCACUGCUGUGCUGUGGUUGUAGGCAAGAGGCCUCAGGCCGAGUACUGUAGAUCAGCACAGCAGUGCCGAUUUAACACAUUAUAGCACAAACUUCGAGUGUAUUAUUGCGAUUAUACCACAGUUCCAUUAUCACUGUUCAUUGAAAGAUUUUAAGUUAAAGAGGACGAGAAAAUACAACCUGUUAGGUUAUAAACUCCGUGAGUAAAAUAGUUCCAUUCCUGCUCUGUUUGUAGCUGCACUGUUUGGCUGGUAGGAGCUGCAUCGUUGCUGGGUUACCUGUAUGUGGCGGAGUAAUACAUGGAGAACUUCGGUUACAGUACAUUACCGGCUAAUAACGUCGCUCAUAGAAUGCCUUUCAGCCAAUCACAUUGCAGGUCAGAACUAACUGUGGUAUAAUUAAUAAUAACCUAUAUUGUGUAGAUUUAAAUACCAUAUAAAUAACAUAACAAAACAUAUAUAUAUAUAUUUUUUUUGCAUAAUAUAACAUUUUUUUGAGAAACACAACAUUUAAAAGAUGACCAGCAUUGUGCAAUUAAUUUGUUUUAUAGCCUUUUUAAUCGAUUGUUUUCUGCAUCAAAAUGUUUGACUUUUUGAUCACUUUUGAAAUAUAUUCACUUCACACUUUUAUUCAGAAUUAUAAUUUUAAUUUAGCUUUAUUUAGUUUUCUACUAAUUAUGUGAAACGUCUAGCAGUGAACAGGACCUACAAAUCAUUUCUUUUUUUGUGGAUCGAUCAAUUUGAUUUGAUUGAAAACUAGAUGUUUCUACAACUGUGGCAUUUUCACUAAUGUAAAAAAAAAAAUCCAGCUCACUACAUAUAUAGAUCACUAUUAUAGUGAGUUUGGGGUUUGGGGAUAAGUUUAAACCAAACAGUGUGAUUGGUUGUGUAUUACAUGUCAGAUAGUGUACAAUGUUUUAGGGGGGGGGGGUUGUACACUGUAUAUUACAGUGCAUUGUGGGAUUGUUCCAUUGCACUAAAAAGUAUACACUACAUUUCUGACAUCAAUCCAAAACCCCAACCCCAAAGUAGUGAACUCAAUAGUGGUUGCAAACCUUUGAACAGUGGUGUAUUAUUAAAAAACUUAACGUUUAGGAAAUACCAGGCUACUGUAUGAUAUGCAAUAUGUGCAUUUAUUCUACAUUACUCUGUUACAUUUCUCGAUGGUCAUAAUUCGGAUAAAUUCAAUCCCAGUUUCACAGUUUUUUUAAACAUUUAUCAGAAUAAAUAGAUGUACAUGAAAAAUAUCAGCCCAUGUUUUCCAUAUCAGUGCAGCUGUACAAAAUACUACUCUGAUAUUAUAAAAUGACCUUAAUUCUGAUUGCUGACUACUUGUUUCCAUUCAUUGUUAGCAAUAUUAGCACACAUUUCUUUAACACUAACGUGAAUGCGAAUGUUAAGUGUGUGUGGAGUCUUUAUUUUUAUUCUAUUUUAUUUUUUCUUUUCUUUUUUUUUUCUAGUAUGAGGUCAAAUUUAGGUGUUUUUUUGUUUGUUUUUUUAAUAAAUAAAUGAGUGUAAAAGGA
Astyanax mexicanus (Mexican tetra) is the source of this 8291-nucleotide messenger RNA. RefSeq names its product exostosin-like glycosyltransferase 3 (gene extl3). The record is from RefSeq and is a predicted model, not a curated record. The transcript has 6 exons. The coding region runs from base 727 to 3480 and encodes 917 amino acids. Gene Ontology annotation, cellular component: membrane. Gene Ontology annotation, molecular function: glycosyltransferase activity. NCBI's taxonomy places the organism in Eukaryota, Metazoa, Chordata, Actinopteri, Characiformes, Acestrorhamphidae.